Phascolarctos cinereus (koala) is the source of this 5112-nucleotide messenger RNA. RefSeq lists its product as uncharacterized. NCBI's taxonomy places the organism in Eukaryota, Metazoa, Chordata, Mammalia, Diprotodontia, Phascolarctidae. The record is from RefSeq and is a predicted model, not a curated record. Gene Ontology annotation, biological process: regulation of DNA-templated transcription.
UCCUCCCCUCCUCUUCCUCCCUCCCUUCUUCAGCCCCCUCUUCUUCCCCUUUGUUUCCCUCCUUCUCCUCUGCUCUAGGACUGAGAGCCCCCCUUUCCACCAUCUUCUGCCCUUGGAUUGUUGCCCAACCUCCAUUUUCCUUGGAAACAAUAAUGAUGAUGGUGAUAACAGCGAUGGCCAGCACUUGGGGCUUUAAGCUCUCUGCCCUUCCCCGAGAGGAGUGAGCUCUGGACACUGGAAUGGCCCCUGUGUUCCUGACAGCCAGGGCUCACCAGGAGCCAGUGACCUUCCAAGAUGUGGUGGUGGUCUUCACAAGGGAGCAGUGGGCUUACCUGGACCCUUCCCAAAAGGAGCUGUACCGAGACGUGAUGCUGGAGACCUACCGGAACCUGCUGUGCUUGGGACUCGCCAUGUCUAAGCCCCAGGUGAUACGCCAGCUGGAGCGAAGGGAGGCUCCUUGGAUACCAGAGAGGAGAAUCCCAGGGAGCAGCUGUCCAGAUUGGGAGACUAGGUGUGAAACCAAGAAGUCCCAUCCCAAACUGGGCAUUUCUGUGGAGAAUUCAUCAGAAGACAGACUCACAAAAGAUGGUUUCUCUGCCUCCAGCUUGAAAGAAGCCUUGGCCUGUGAUGUAAUGUCAGGGAGGCAACAGAGCAUUGAGGAGAAAACUUCUCAGCAAGCAAAAGUCACCCAGAGGGAAACACCCAGUGAUGGCCAAAGCAUCAGUCUGGUACCAGAGCUUUUUGUACGACAGAGAGUAUUUGUAGGAAAGGACCUUCUCAGAUGGGAUACAGCCAGAAAGAACUUCAUUCUGUCUUCAGAACCUAGGAAGUGCCAUAGAAUUUGCUCUAAGGAGAUAGAUCCUAGGUGUAAUAAAUGUGAGGAACCCUUCACUUCUCCGUCAGACUUUAUUGUAUGCCAUAGACUUUAUCCUAGAGAGAAACCUGAUGAUUGUAAUGAAGACAGGAAAACUGUCAGCUUCAGCCCGUAUAUUAAUUCCCAUCAGAAUAUUGACAUUGAUGAGGAAGUCCCUAAAUGUAAUAAAUUUGAGAAGGCUUCUAUCAAAACUGUACAACUAAUUGAACAUCAGAGAAUCCACACUGGAAAGACACUGGAAUAUAGUGAAUAUGGGGAGGCUUUCAACCGUGGUUCAUCCCUUACUUCCCACCAGAGGAUUCACACUGAGAAAAAACCUAAUCAUUGUUUGAAGUCCUUCCUUCAGAGUUCACAGCUUCCUCAUCACCGGCAAGUUUAUACUGGAGAGAAGCUUUAUGAAUGUAAUCAGUGUGGGAAGGCUUUCCACCGGAAAGGGCAGCUUACUCAGCAUCAGAAAAUUCAUACUGGAGAGAAACCUUUUGAGUGUAAUGAGUGUGGGAAGGCUUUCCGCCUGAGAGAACACCUUACUCGACAUCAGCGGAUUCAUACUGGAGAGAAACCUUAUGAAUGCAAUGAAUGUGGGAAAGCAUUCCACCUGAGAGAGCUCCUUACUCUCCAUCAGAGUAUUCAUACUGGAGAAAAACCUCAUAAAUGUGACGAAUGUGGAAAAGCCUUCAGCCAGAGAGGCCAUCUUAAUCUACAUCAGAGAAUUCACACUGGAGAAAAACCUUAUAAAUGUAAUGAUUGUGGGAAGCUCUUUCGUCUGAAAGAACACCUCACUCGACAUCAGAGAAUUCAUACUGGAGAGAAACCUUACGAAUGCAAUGAAUGUGGGAAGUUUUUCAGACGGAGAGGGCUUCUUACUCGACAUCAGAUUAUACAUACUGGAGAGAAACCUUACAAAUGUAAUGAAUGUGGUAAGGCCUUUAGCCUGAGAGAAUCAUUUACUCGACAUCAAACUAUUCAUACUGGAGAGAAGCCUUAUGAGUGUAAUGAAUGUGGGAAGGUCUUUAGCCUGAGAGGAUCAUUUACUCGACAUCAGAGUAUUCAUACUGGAGAGAAACCUUACGAAUGCAGUGAAUGUGGGAAAGCUUUCCACUUGAGUACAGAGCUUACUCGACAUCAGAGAAUUCAUACUGGAGAGAAACCUUAUGAAUGUAAUAAAUGUGGGAAAGCCUUUCAUGUGAGCACAGAGCUUACCAGACAUCAGAGGAUUCAUACUGGAGAGAAGCCUUAUGAGUGUAAUGAAUGUGGAAAGGCUUUCCACCUGAGAGAAUACCUUACUCGACAUCAGAGGAUUCAUACUGGAGAGAAACCUUAUGAAUGUAAUGACUGUGGAAAAGCCUUCCGCCUCAGGGAACACCUUACUCGACAUCAGAGGAUUCAUACUGGAGAGAAACCUUAUGAAUGUAAUCAAUGUGGGAAGGCCUUCCACUUAAAAGAACUCCUUACUCUCCACUGGAGUAUUCAUACUGGUGAGAAACCACAUAAAUGUAAUGAAUGUGGGAAGGCUUUUAGCCAGAGAGGACAUCUUACUGUACAUCAGAGAAUUCAUACUGGAGAGAAACCUUAUGAAUGUAGUCAAUGUGGAAAGGCCUUCCAUGCAAGAGAACUACUCACUCUCCAUCAGAGUAUUCAUACUGGAGAGACACCUUAUAAAUGUAAUGAAUGCGGGAAGUUCUUCAGCCAGAGAGGACAUCUUACUGGACAUCAGAGAAUUCACACUGGAGAGAAACCUUAUGAAUGUAAUGACUGUGGGAAGAUUUUUCGUCUGAAAGAACACCUUACUCAGCAUCAUAGAAUUCACACUGGAGAGAAGCCUCAUAAAUGUACUGAAUGUGGAAAGGCCUUCAGCCGGAGAGAACACCUUACUAGACAUCAGACAAUUCAUACUGGAGAGAAACCUUAUGAAUGUAAUGAAUGUGGGAAGGCCUUCAGCCUGAGAGGAUCACUUACUCGACAUCAGAGUAACAAAUGUCAUCCCAUAUUUGGAAAUUAAGCCAAGAUUUUGUAAGACCUUAAUAUGGACAACCACAAAAUUCUGAGAAGUGAAUUAAAAAGCCAAAUAAUUGGAUGGAAUUCAGUAUUCAUGUUUUUUUCUGACAAAUUUCAUAGAAUACUCAUCAAAAUACCAACAAUUUCUUAGCUGUUCAAACCUUUUGACUCAGUUAUCCAAACACUAGGCAUGUGCCAAGAUCACUAGGGAAAAGUCUUAUGUUCUUGUUCAGUCAUUUUAAUUGUGUCUGACUCUUCAUGACCCCAUUUGGGGUUUUCUUGGCAAAGAUACUGUAGUGGUUUGCCAUUUCCUUCUCUAUCUCAUUUUACAGAUGAGGAAAGAAGGCAAACAGUUAUGUGACUAGCUCAGGGCCACACAGUUAUUAAGUAUCUGAGACCAGAUUUGAACUUAGGUCUUCCUGACUCCAGGCCCAGCACUCUAUCCACUAUACCACUUAUGCCAAAGGUCCAUUUGUAGCAGCUUUUUGGAUGCAAUGGAUAGCAAAAAAGCUAAAAACACAUUAUGUAUGUGUCAGUUACGGAAUGACUGCACAAAUUUUGCUGUGUACUUGAGCUGGGAUAUUACUGUGUAACAAGAAAUGAUAAAUAUGAGAAAUUUAGAGAGCCAUGGAAAGAUUGUAUGAACUGAUACAGGAAAAAGGAGAACGAGAAGAACAUGAAGCAGAAUGAUUACAGCAAUUAAGAUUAAACCAUUUCUAAAGUGCUGCAGAUCAAUUGUAUUAACCUGCUUUGUUCCCAAAGAAAAGAGGAAAUGGACCUCCAGCUUCUCACUAGAGAGGUGAGGUAUAAACUGUUGCAUAUACUGUCAGAUGUGAUUACUUAAGCUUUUAGGUUUUAUUUGUUUUCUUUGUUACAAAAGAGGAUUUUAUGUAGAUGGUAUAUUUGGAAGUUAUUCUGGAGAUUAUAAAAAGCAUAAAUUAAAGUUAUUAAUGGGGGGAGUGAUUUGACACAAAUGCCUCUCUGUCUACACAUCUCAGAAUAAGGUAUGUGUUCUUUUCAGUGUUUGGGAGGGUCAACAACUCUCAGCUAAGUAGAGUUUGGUUGAAAAUUGUGGAAAUAGCCCUGAACUAUUUACCGCCCUUGGAAUUAUCCAAGCCUUUCUGAAUAGUCAACACUAAGUGAUAUGGGAUCCCAUUUCUGCCCUAGGGAUGGAGAUAGAGGAGGCCAGUGCAUUUGAAUAUACCUGCUCCACUCACAUUCACUUUGAUCAAUGAGAAAUGCAGGUAACACCUGGAAUUUUACAGUGGACUAAAUGAAACAAAACAAAAUUGUCAUACCAAUGAUUGAGGCCAUCUCUGACCUAGUUAGUGUCAUGGAGUGGUUGAGUGGUGGGGGUUUGUUGACCUCACUAAUGUCUUUUUCCCUAUUCCUAGAGCUGAGAGUAAUCAGAAGCCCUUUCCUUUCACUUGGGAAGGAGUUCAGUAUACUUUUUAUCAUCUGCCCCUAGGACUACAUACUGCCAUAGUCUGGUCUUCAAAAAGUGGAGCAAGGCCUCACUUUGUGUGAAGAUAUUGAUGUAUAACACUACAUUGAUGACAUCAUGCUUACUGAGCUUGCCAAUGACAUGGACUGUAUGAUACCCCACUUGAGAGAAAGGUGUGGGAAAUCAACUCUUAGACAAUCCAGAAUCUAGCCUGCUGCCAGAUUUGGGGGAAUACCAUGAAUAAGGGGAACCCCAUUAAUGUAGACACUCCAAAAUGAGCUUUUGCCAUUUGUCUUCCCAGAGUUGGAAAGGGAAACCCUAACACUUAACUGAAUUCAGGUUUUUAGGAAACCCACACUACCUGCCUAAGCCCCCAUUUACUGAAACACCUGUAAGCCCCCCCUUUUUUAUUGGGGCCCAGAACAGAAUACAUUCUUGAAAAGACUAAAGUGAACCAUCCAACAGUCUUCCCUCACUGAGCCUUUAUGACCCCAUAUUUUCAGAGAUCUCCAUAAAGGCCAAGCUGAAUGGAGUCUGUGGCAGGUAUCUAUGAGUGGCCAAACCAAAUGACCAACAGGCUUAUGGAGCUGUGAGUUCCCCAAAAUGGCCUCUCUAUACUACUUUUGAGAAGCAGUCAUUCAGCUGUUAUUGGACCCUAGCUACUGAGUGGGUGACGCAAGGUCAGACCAAUGUCCUUCAUCAAAUUUGCCUAUUGUGAAUUGAGUAAGGAAAAGUUAGUUCUUCUAACAAGAUGGUAGGGCCUGAGAGGCCUCUUGUUAAAUGGAAAUGGUGCUUUUUU